Messenger RNA from Nematolebias whitei (Rio pearlfish), 1650 nucleotides. RefSeq names its product Voltage-dependent anion-selective channel protein 2-like. Gene Ontology annotation, cellular component: mitochondrial outer membrane. Bases 169 to 1017 code for a protein of 282 amino acids. Gene Ontology annotation, molecular function: voltage-gated monoatomic anion channel activity. Gene Ontology annotation, biological process: monoatomic anion transmembrane transport. NCBI's taxonomy places the organism in Eukaryota, Metazoa, Chordata, Actinopteri, Cyprinodontiformes, Rivulidae. The transcript has 10 exons. The record is from RefSeq and is a predicted model, not a curated record.
UACCGGCUCCCCGGUACUGCGCAUGCUCAGUAGCAGGUCGUCUCCUUCAUCCUGCCCUGUCUCCAGCAGCUCCGCUAAGCUAAGCUAGGCUAACUGUCAUCAGCUGCUCAGAGGGCACGCGCCAGGCUUGGACAACCGCCAUAGGAAUCACUUCUUCUGCACCGCACAAUGGCUGUCCCUCCAUCGUACUCGGACCUCGGCAAGGCCGCCAAGGACAUCUUCAGCAAGGGCUACGGUUUUGGUCUUGUGAAGCUGGACCUGAAGACCAAAUCUCACAGUGGAGUGAUGGAGUUCAACACAGCCGGCUCCAGUAACAUGGAUACUGGGAAGGCUUCUGGGAACCUGGAGACCAAGUACAAGAUGAAGGAACUGGGCCUGAGCGUCGGUCAGAAGUGGAACACCGACAACACGCUGACCACCGAGGUCACAGUGGAGGACCAGCUCGCUCAUGGACUCAAGGUUGGACUGGAUACAUCUUUUGUUCCCAACACAGGGAAGAAAAGUGGCAAACUGAAAACAGGCUACAGGCGGGACUACGUGAACCUGGGCUGCGACGUGGACUUCGAGGGACCCAUCAUCCACACCGCUGCUGUACUGGGCUACGAAGGCUGGCUGGCUGGCUACCAGAUGGCCUUCGACACCGCCAAGUCCAAACUGGCCCAGAACAACUUUGCCCUGGGCUACAGGACCGGAGACUUCCAGCUGCACACCAACGUUAACGAUGGAACAGAGUUUGGUGGCUCCAUCUACCAAAAGGUGAAUGACGAGCUGGAGACCGCGGUCACUCUGGCCUGGACCGCCGGCAGCAACAACACCCGCUUCGGCAUCGCCGCCAAAUACAAGCUGGACAAAGACUCGUCCCUGUCGGCCAAAGUGAACAACGCCAGUUUAAUAGGAGUAGGCUACACCCAGUGCCUCCGACCAGGUGUCAAGGUAACUCUCUCAGCCCUCAUUGACGGGAAGAACUUCAACGCCGGUGGACACAAAGUGGGUCUGGGCUUCGAGCUGGAGGCGUAAGGAGGAGCCUCCGUCGUCAGCGCCACCUUCAUGCAGCUCCGUCUCUCUGGACUCUUCGCCUCCACCAGUCGCACUCCUGACAAGAAUUGUCGAGUCUGAAUGUUGAGGUGGAGCUGGAAGUGGCGUGCGUCGAUGACCGGUCUAUUUAUUUCCCUGUAGGUCUUGAACGAUGUCGUUAGUGUUUGUGUAGCUCAUCACAGCUGUUGUACCUUGAAGCAUGUGAGAAUGACGAUGGAGGCGGAGCUUAAAGCCUUUUCCGUUAGUUCAAAAGGUGCAUAGUGUUCGUUUUUACCUCAGUUUGACACUUUCACAUUUAGACCAUCAGCGUUUACUGGAGGAGACCAGAGUCCUGCUCCGGAGAAAUCAACGUGGUGGGAUCUUCUGCUGACGCUUGUGGUUAGUUUGCAUUUCUCAUCUCGGAUCAGGACUUUACAUCUAGUGGCCUCUGUCUCCGGAGGACAGUUCCUGACGUCUCAGAUCUGUGUCCAUAUUGUCCCGGAGCGGGUCCAGUCCAACGCUGGAUGACACCACUUAGUUCCUACAUCAGUGUUUUUCACCUCAUCAUGUUUUUAGAGUAAUAAAAGUUCGUUUUUGUUUAUCAUGUAGACACGUACCUCUUUUUUUCAAAUGUGC